Centropristis striata (black sea bass) is the source of this 3573-nucleotide messenger RNA. Its product is annotated as NLR family CARD domain-containing protein 3-like. The coding region runs from base 316 to 3573 and encodes 1085 amino acids. The transcript is spliced from 10 exons. Gene Ontology annotation, molecular function: protein binding. NCBI's taxonomy places the organism in Eukaryota, Metazoa, Chordata, Actinopteri, Perciformes, Serranidae. The record is from RefSeq and is a predicted model, not a curated record.
UUGUUUUUUCUGUCGGUUUGUAAAGCGGAGGACUGUCGCCGGCGGUGUAGUUUAGUUCUUACUGGAUAAUGUGUAGCAAACUUGGAUAUGGUCGCAGUCGCUUGUAACUCCUGUAGUGUCCAGAAAGUUUCCUCGCUGUUGCUCCAGUGAUUCCCUUUGGGCUUCGGUCUCCUCCGUUCCCCGGCCGGCAGCCCUUCCCUCAGCUGGAGCCUCCACACCCACACAUGGUCUGUGCUUGGUUCUCACUCCACUGAUGAUCAGCUCGUCCUGCUCAGGGUCGUCCACUCGUUUUUCCACAAAGGUGUGGACUCUGCUAUGGAUCAGUGUGAGGACAGAGAGGAGGGAGACCCUCCCUCUGAAACCACUCUGUGUAAGGAACAUGACAGCCAGACCAAAGCUAAGAGGAGGAAGCUGGAAAAACCUGAACCCAGCUGUGUAUCCAUGAAGAGUGACCAUUCAAAGCAAGGAUUUAUUGAUUUUAAGCAUCAACCUAUAGUCUUCAAAGAUGAACACCACUCUGUUGAUCAAAGAGUGGACCAGGAGAGCUCAGAGGUUCCUGGUGGUCCCUCUGCCCAGCAGCAUCAAACACUGGACUCCAUAUUUGUGCUGCUGGAGGAGAACAUCAUCACUUUUGUGAAGAACGAGCUGAAGAACAUCCAGAAGGUUCUGAGUUCAGAUUACCCAGAAUGCUUAGAGGACCAGUGGGAGGAUGAGGAGGUGUUGGAGGGUGAGGAUGAGGAGCAGAGGAGGAGAAACAGAGAGGAGUUUCUAAAGAUCACACUUCACUUCCUUAGAAGAAUGAAGCAGGAGGAGCUGGUUGACAGUCUUCAGACCAGAACUCGUGCUGCAGUGUGCCAACGUAAGCUUAAAUACAACUUGAAGAAUAAGUUCCAGUGUGUGUUUGAGGGGAUCUCUAAAGCAGGAAACCCGACCCUUCUGAAUCAGAUCUACGCAGAGCUGUACAUCACAGAGGGAGGGACUGCAGGGGUCAAUGAUCAACAUGAGGUCAGACAAAUUGAAACAGCAUCCAGGAAACCAGACAGACCAGAAACAAGAAUCAGACAAGAAGACAUCUUUAAAGCCUCACCUGGAAGAGAUGAACCAAUCAGAACAGUGCUGACAAAGGGAGUGGCUGGCAUUGGGAAAACAGUCUUAACACAGAAGUUCACUCUGGACUGGGCUGAAGACAAAACCAACCAGGACAUCCACUUCACAUUUCCAUUCACUUUCAGAGAGCUGAAUGUGCUGAAAGAGAAAAAGUUCAGCUUGGUCGAACUUGUUCAUCACUUCUUUACUGAAACCAAAGAAGCAGGAAUCUGCAGGUUUGAGAAGUUCCACGUUGUGUUCAUCUUUGAUGGUCUGGACGAGUGUCGACUUCCUCUGGACUUCCACAACACUGAGAUCCUGACUGAUGUCACAGAGUCCACCUCAGUGGAUGUGCUGCUGACAAACCUCAUCAGGGGGAAACUGCUUCCUUCUGCUCGCCUCUGGAUAACCACAAGACCUGCAGCAGCCAAUCAGAUCCCUGCUGACUGUGUUGACAUGGUGACAGAGGUCAGCGGGUUCACUGACCAACAGAAGGAGGAGUACUUCAGGAAGAGAUUCAGAAGUAAGAAGCAGGCCGGCAGAAUCAUCUCCCACAUCAAGACAUCACGAAGCCUCCACAUCAUGUGCCACAUCCCAGUCUUCUGCUGGAUCUCUGCUACAGUUCUGGAUCUGUUGAAAACCAGAGAGGGAGGAGAGCUGCCCAAGACCCUGACUGAGAUGUACAUCCACUUCCUGGUGGUUCAGUCCAAAGUGAAGAACAUCAAGUAUGAUGGAGGAGCUGAGACAGAUCCACGCUGGAGUCCAGAGAACAGGAAGAUGAUUGAGUGUCUGGGAAAGCUGGCUUUUGAUCAGCUGCAGAAAGGAAACCUGAUCUUCUAUGACUCAGACCUGACAGAGUGUGGCUUCGAUAUCAGAGCAGUCUCAGUGUACUCAGGAGUGUUCACACAGGUCUUUAGAGAGGAGAGAGGACUGUACCAGGACAGGGUGUUCUGCUUCGUCCAUCUGAGUGUUCAGGAGUUUCUGGCUGCUCUUCAUGUCCAUCUGACCUUCAUCAAGUCUGGAGUCAAUCUGAUGGAAGAAGAACAAUCAACCUCCAAUCCUAAACUAAAACAUCUCUACCAGAGUGCUGUGGACAAGGCCUUACAGGGUCCCAACGGACACCUGGACUUGUUCCUCCGCUUCCUCCUGGGUCUUUCUCUGAAGACCAAUCAGACUCUCCUCAGAGGUCUGCUGACACAGACAGGAAGUAGCUCAGAGACCAAUCAGGAAACAGUCAAAUACAUCAAGAAGAAGGUCAGUGAGGAUCUGUCCCUAGAGAGAAGUAUCAACCUGUUCCACUGUCUGAAUGAACUGAAUGAUCGUUCUCUAGUGGAGGAGAUCCAACAGUCCCUGAGAUCAGGACGUCUCUCCACAGAUAAACUGUCUCCUGCUCAGUGGUCGGCUCUGGUCUUCAUCUUACUGUCAUCAGAAACAGAUCUGGAAGUGUUUGACCUGAAGAAAUACUCUGCUUCAGAGGAGGCUCUUCUGAGGCUGCUGCCAGUGGUCAAAGCCUCCAACAAAGCUCUGCUGAGUGGCUGUAACCUCUCAGAGAGAAGCUGUGAAGCUCUGUCCUCAGUCCUCAGCUCCCAGUCCUCUAGUCUGAGACACCUGGACCUAUGUAACAAUGACCUGCAGGAUUCAGGAGUGAAGUGUUUUUCUGCUGGACUGAAGAGUCCACACUGCAGACUGGACACUCUCAGUCUGUCAGGCUGUAUGAUCUCAGAGGAAGGCUGUGCUUCUCUGGCCUCAGCUCUGAGCUCCAACACCUCGCAUCUGAGAGAGCUGGACCUGAGCUACAAUCAUCCAGGAGACUCAGGAGAGAAACUUCUGUCUGCUGGACUGAAGGAUCCACACUGGAGACUGGAGACUCUCAGGGUGGACCAUGGUGGACUGCAGAGACUGAGACCUGGUGUGAGGAAAUAUGUCUGUGAACUGGAACUGGACACAAACACAGUAAACAGAAACCUCAAACAGUCUGACAACAACAGGAAGGUGACACAUGUAAGAGAGGAUAAGCCAUAUCCUGAUCAUCCAGACAGAUUUGACUGGUGGUGCCAGCUGCUGUGUAGAACUGGUCUGACUGGUCGCUGUUACUGGGAGGUCGAGUGGAGUGGAAGGGUUGAUAUAUCAGUGAGUUACAGAGGAAUCAGGAGGAGAGGAGACAGUAAAGACUGUUGGUUUGGAUACAAUGAUAAGUCUUGGUGCCUGAGCUGUUCCGAUGAUGGUUACUCUGCCUACCACAAUAACACAAAAACAUUCAUCUCCUUCUCCUCCUCCUCCUCCUCCUCCUCCUCCUCCUCCUCCUCCUCUGGUAGAGUAGCAGUGUAUGUGGACUGUCCUGCUGGCACUCUGGCCUUCUACAGAGUCUCCUCUGACACACUGAUCCACCUCCACACCAUCAACACCACAUUCACUGAACCUCUUUAUCCUGGGUUUGGACUCAGUUCAUAUGGUUCCUCGGUGUCUCUGUGUCCUCUGCAGGUCUGA